Messenger RNA from Prunus armeniaca (apricot), 333 nucleotides. Lineage: Eukaryota; Viridiplantae; Streptophyta; Magnoliopsida; Rosales; Rosaceae. The record is from the annotation of a GenBank genome assembly.
AUGAAUGUGAGCAACAAGUCAGACAAGCCCCCUAGCUCCUCCUUUUCCAGCAACUCCAAAGCACAAGAGACCAACUCUUCCAAACAUACUGAUCAAAGAAGCAAUUCACGCAAACCUCUCUUUUGUACCUACUGUGAAGAUACUACUCAUCUAGUCGACAAGUGUUAUUAUUUGCAUGGUUUUCCUAUUUGGCACAAGCUUCAUGGCAAAGAUGUCAAGCCACCCAAUCGCUCCAAGAAACCCUCCAUAGCAAAUCAGACACAAUCUACUCCACCACCCGCCGCAGAAGGACCUGACUUCGAAGAGGACGAUUGGCCUGGGGAAACAAGUUAA